CGGGGUUGGUGGGGCCGCUUUCGCAUAUAGCGGGCCAUCCGGUAGCUCUGUGGAAGCUUCCCCUCCCGCACUGGAUCUACCUAUUGAGGUCUCGUCGUUUGCAUUCCGUCUCGGUACACGACAUUGAGAAAUAGUAUCAGGGUUCUUACACUACAGUACACAAUGGAGCAGCAAGUGACGAGGCUCGUUGAAAAGGCUUGGGACAAGUUCCAAAAGACGCCGGCCGACCAGCGCCUCAUGAUCGGAAUAGCCGGGAUCCCAGGCUCAGGCAAGACAACCCUCUCACAGCUAUUGACAACCCGCCUCAACGCCCGCGCCGCGACCCUUGACCAUUCCAACCCCUCCCGGGCAACGCACCCCCCGGCGGUCUUUGUCCCCAUGGACGGCUACCAUCUGACCCGGGCCCAGCUCUCCAGCAUGCCCGAUCCGGUGAACGCCCAUGCCCGCCGCGGUGCAGUCUUCACCUUCGAUGGGGACUCCUUCCACAAGCUCGUCAUCACCCUGCGCGAGCCUCUGCGCGCCGACACCGCUCCGAUAUACGCACCGAGCUUCGACCACGCCAUCAAGGAUCCCAAGCCCGACGACAUCGUCAUACAGCCCUACCACCGCAUCGUAGUCUUCGAGGGCAACUACCUCGCUCUCGAUAGGUCUCCAUGGAACUAUGCCGCUAAACUCAUGGACGAGCUGUGGUUUGUAGACGUCGACUUCGACGUGGCGAGGAAACGUUUGAUUGGCAGACAUGUCAUGGCCGGUAUUGCCAAGGAUGAGGUGGAGGCUGACAGAAGGGCAAGGGAGAACGAUCUAGUCAACGGGAAGGAGAUUGUCGACUUACGUUUAGACGUUGAUGAGGUGAUUAUCAGUCGGGAAGAUGACAAGUGGAUUCACGAAUAGGCUGCAGGCAACAGCAUCUGCAGCAUGUAUUCCUAUGAAAUGGGACCUAGUCGCUCUGCUGACAGAACUGGGGAGUCUCAAUUAUCCUCUGUCUUGUGAUUACGAGGCUGGUUUAGUAUUCCCUGACGUGCCACACGCUAAAAGGCCCUUUCCUAUGGAUAACCGCCCAUUCGCUAUUCUUAGGUAUAUCCUUUCCCUAAUGACCAGCUUCACGAAUACUAUCACUCCUGCUAUUAGGAUCUAGAUAUGAAGUGUCUAGACCUGUGUUCUUCUCGUUGCCCUCAAAUCACUUUGAAGGUGCCCCAGUGAAACUACCCGCAUGCUU
This is a messenger RNA of Colletotrichum navitas, 1216 nucleotides long. Its product is annotated as P-loop containing nucleoside triphosphate hydrolase protein. The record is from RefSeq and is a predicted model, not a curated record. The transcript is spliced from 3 exons. Bases 163 to 891 code for a protein of 242 amino acids. Gene Ontology annotation, cellular component: cytoplasm. Lineage: Eukaryota; Fungi; Ascomycota; Sordariomycetes; Glomerellales; Glomerellaceae. Gene Ontology annotation, molecular function: kinase activity; ATP binding.